UGGUUUAAUCCGCAGCCUCUUUCUGGUACAGCAGCCUGAACUCCUCUCGGUCUUUGCGACUUUAAUUUAGGUGUAUUCAUUUGUUCUUGAGGUCAUCACCAUGAGCACUCUGAACCAGCAGUAUGAGGAGAAGGUCCGUCCCUGCAUCGAUCUCAUCGACUCCCUCCGCUCUCUCGGUGUAGAGAAGGACUUGGCGCUGCCCGCUAUUGCCGUGAUAGGAGACCAAAGCUCCGGGAAGAGCUCUGUGUUGGAGGCGCUGUCAGGGGUGGCACUGCCGAGAGGCAGUGGCAUUGUAACAAGAUGCCCUCUUGAACUCAAGAUGAAAAGAAAGAAAGAAGGAGAAGACUGGAGUGGAAAGAUAAGUUACCCGGGCCACGAGGAAGAAAAGAUAGGAGACCCUACAUCUGUGGGUGAAAAGAUUGAAGAAGCUCAGAAUGAAAUGGCUGGGGUUGGUGUGGGGAUCAGUGAUGAGCUCAUCAGUUUGGAGAUUGCCUCUCCUGAUGUUCCAGACCUGACGCUCAUUGACCUCCCCGGCAUUGCCAGAGUGGCUGUAAAAGGACAACCCGAGAACAUCGGUGAUCAGAUAAAAAGACUGAUCCAGAGGUUUAUCAAAAAACAAGAAACCAUCAGUUUGGUGGUUGUUCCAUGCAAUGUGGAUAUCGCAACCACAGAGGCUUUGAAGAUGGCACAGCAGGUGGAUCCUGAAGGAGAGAGGACUUUGGGUAUCUUGACUAAACCUGACCUGGUGGACAAAGGCACUGAACAGACGGUGGUUGAAAUUGUCCAUAAUGAAAUCAUCCCCCUGAAGAAGGGCUACAUGAUUGUGAGGUGCAGGGGUCAGAAGGAGAUCACAGAGAAGGUGUCUCUCAAUGAAGCACUAGAAACAGAAGAGGUCUUCUUCAAAGAUCAUGCCUAUUUCCACACUCUUUACAGUGAGGGUCGCACUGUUCCCAAACUGGCUGAAAAACUCACCCUCGAGCUGGUGCAUCACAUUGAGAAAUCACUGCCUAGACUGGAAGAGCAGAUAGAGGAGAAACUUGCCCACACUCAGGCAGAGCUGGACAGAUAUGGUAACGCCCCAUCUGAUCCAGCUCAGAGACUCAUCUUCCUCAUUGAUAAAGUGACAGCAUUCACCCAGGAUACCAUCAGCCUGACUACAGGAGAGGAGCUCAACUGUUGAGAGAACCUCAAUGUUUUUACUUCACUGAGACAAGAUUUUGGGAAAUGGAAAGCCUUCCUAGACCACUCAGGAGAAAACUUUAACAAGAAAAUUGAAAAAGAGGUGGACUCAUAUGAAGAGAAGUACCGUGGAAGAGAACUGCCAGUUAUCAACUAUAAGACCUUUGAGGUCAUGGUGAAGGAGCAGAUCAAACAGCUGGAAGAACCCAGCUGUCAAGAACUCAAGGACAUAGCAGAUGCUAUUAAGAGGUUCUUACAGCUGGCCCAAAGAAACUUUACUGGAUUUCCUAACCUCAUAAAAACAACCAAGGCAAAAAUCGAAGAUAAGCAGCAAAAAGAGGCCACUGCUGAAUCAAUGCUGAGAACUCAGUUCAAGAUGGAGCUGCUGGUUUACUCUCAGGACAGGACCUACAGCAGCAGUUUGAGUGAAAGCAAGAAAGAGGAGGAUGAAGAGCAGGAGAAAUAUCUUCACAAAGGCAUGCUGCGUAUGCCUGAAAUAAGCCGUGUGUACACCAAGGAUAACCAUGCCACACUUCUGGAGCUGAUGCUACAUCUUAAAUCAUAUUACAGAAUUGCUGGCCAGAGGUUGGCUGAUCAAAUCCCACUGGUGAUCCGCUACCACAUGCUGCAAGAAUCUGCCAUCCAGCUGCAGAGGGAGAUGCUGCAGAUGCUUCAGGACAAAGAAAAUUUGGAGUUCCUGCUGAAGGAGGACUCUGACAUUGGCAGCCAAAGGGCCGCUUUGCAGAGUCGCCUCACACGCCUCAUGAAGGCCCGCGGGUAUCUGGUCGAGUUCUAAAUGUGAAAGCUUUGCAGCCAGUGGUGUCAGUUGAUGGGGAGACAUAUGAUAUUUUACUCUAACAUGUAGUCUUUUCAUUCAAGAGAGAUAAAUUUGAUGCACUCAAUGCAAAUUUUUAAAAACUGCUUAAACAAUCACUUAUAUAUAUUGGUU
This is a messenger RNA of Archocentrus centrarchus (flier cichlid), 2128 nucleotides long. Its product is annotated as interferon-induced GTP-binding protein Mx-like. The record is from RefSeq and is a predicted model, not a curated record. Lineage: Eukaryota; Metazoa; Chordata; Actinopteri; Cichliformes; Cichlidae. Gene Ontology annotation, biological process: defense response to virus; synaptic vesicle budding from presynaptic endocytic zone membrane; receptor internalization. Gene Ontology annotation, molecular function: GTP binding; GTPase activity; microtubule binding. Gene Ontology annotation, cellular component: cytoplasm; nucleus; plasma membrane.